Molecule: messenger RNA, 1455 nt
Organism: Orbilia oligospora ATCC 24927
Lineage: Eukaryota; Fungi; Ascomycota; Orbiliomycetes; Orbiliales; Orbiliaceae
Exons: 3
Coding region: 1-1455 (484 amino acids)
Source: RefSeq, a predicted model, not a curated record
AUGGGUUUAAGGUCCCUUAAACAGAAACUUGCUAAACGGCUGUCCGUUUCCGGCCACGGCCACUCAAAUUCAGCCUCGGGCCCUUCGACAUCGACCUCACCUUCUUCAGCUCGAGAUACUUCUAGUAUUCUCCCACCGGCAUACGAAGAUGUUCCGAUUUUUGCCAAUCCGGCGCCACCCGAGCGAAUUCCGUUUCUUCCGUAUGAAAUAAUUACUGAUAUAAUAUACUGGGCUAUAACCCCCGCUUUCGAUGAAUACCGUCAACAUGAGUCCGCCAUCCACGUUCAGACAUUGCACCAUCUUGCCGCCGUUUCCCCAGCUUUUCUUUCAAUCGUCCGCCGAAUAUGUCGAGAAGCUCCCGAAAUCCCUCCAGCCCACCGCAGUGUCCCCUGUCGAGGUGCCCACCACGGUUCGGUGUGUACGUUUGAAACUGCAGCAGCAUGGAUGCCAAUUUCUGUGCUAGCCGGGAUAUUCCAACUCAACAUCUUCGAUAAAGACCGAAAACAUGGGAAAACGAUAGCUAGAGUCCAAGGAUUCCAGCCAAAUCUUACGGCCCUAAUAUUUUUAUUAUGGAAUCGACAAGCUAUGGAACGGGUGGAAGGUGUGCCUCGGCGUAACAUAUAUCUCCCUUAUCCGAUUUCAUUCGCGACUCAUAACCACCAUAGAAGUAUCAACAAGUUCAAUAUUGUGUUAAAAGCAUUAGCGAACUGCCGAAAUUUGAAGUUUUGCUAUGUAAGGCUAUCGGUGCCGGCUUUGUAUUGUAGCGCUCAGCAUCUAUUGGAGGCCAUUAGGACUAUUGCCCCAACGAGGUAUUUGGAGGUCAAUAUGCAUAUCCUCGGGUGGGGUGGAGGGGAAGAACACCCCGCCUUCCCCGGUUUUUGUGCGAAAUUGCCAUUGGAAAUACUGAAGGCUGGACUGGCGAGGGGUGCUAGUAGAGUCGAUAUUCAUGAUUUCAGAUUGGAUGAUAGACCUGUGAAUGAGAGGUCGAAGGAGCUGCCGUGCCCGGGCAGUAUGGUGCAUUUCAUACGUUCUCGCCCAAUACCGGAUGGGGUUGUUACUCUACCAAACGGUGGGGGAGUAUUCGCACAGCUAGUUAUCAAGGGAGACUUGGACUUUUCAGUGGGCCUGUCGGCUGCUACAGGGGACAGCGGGAGGAUCGCGACCAGAGGUCUGUUGAAAAGCAUGGCGGGGAACAAGGUCGUCGUCAACCCGUUUAUGUAUUAUUUGACGGCCGUGAGGGAUGGGCAAUUUGAGUGGAUAGGAGACGGGGAGAAGUUUACGACGAAUCAUUUUCGGGAGCUUUCUCUUCGGGACGACCUUGGAACGGUGGACGGGAGAAUGAUUGAAGAGGAGUGGAUACUAUUGAGGCAGAAGCAGAAGCAGAAGCAGAAGCAGGAGCAGGAGCAGGAGCAGGAGCAGGAGCAGGAGCAGGAGCAGUGCAGUGCAGUGCAGUGA